Molecule: messenger RNA, 1120 nt
Organism: Zymoseptoria tritici IPO323
Lineage: Eukaryota; Fungi; Ascomycota; Dothideomycetes; Mycosphaerellales; Mycosphaerellaceae
Exons: 2
Biological process (GO): regulation of fungal-type cell wall biogenesis; cell wall biogenesis
Cellular component (GO): mating projection tip
Source: RefSeq, a predicted model, not a curated record
UGGCCACUUCAGCGAUCCAUCAGGGGUGACGUCUGAAUUGCUCCGAACUUCUGGCCGCUUCCUGAAAUCAAGACUGCCCUUGGACUGCGACAUCACCUGCGACAUCACCAUCACCACCGCACCCUCCUUCCACACCACCGCUCCACCUCGCCGUCGCCUGUCUCCACCACUGUCGUUACCGCCGGCGGCAUCGCCUCGCUAUCUCCGCCAUGACCUCCGCCAUCGCCUCGCAAUGGCGCUCUUUCUGGCACACCAUGACCUCCAACGACCGCCACGCCGGCCCCGACUCUCCUUAUCGCUCGAAUAACCACCAACCCAUAUCGCAAUCCCGAUCCGCGCCUCUCUCCUCGAACAAUAACAGCGCCCUCGAAUCGAGAACAGACCUGGACCUCGAAUCUGGUUCCGGCUUCGUCAGUCACAAUGCCGCCGGCACGUCGAGUCCCACAGGAUACGCGUCGCCUCGUCGACAAAGUCUGCAGAGACAGGGUUCGGCGCAAGACGGCAAGAUGGAUUCAGUCGGACAGGGCGAGAUUCAAAUGCAAAGCUUCAGCGAUGGUCUGCCACCACCUCCGCCCGUCGCUCACUCCUGGAAGCGCAUUGACCGGUGGUUGGAGGACAACUACGAAGAGGUGUUUGAGAACAUGUGCCCGGGGGCCACGAUCAACGAUGUCAAUGAGCUGGAGCACGAACUCGACUGCACACUUCCACAAGAAGUCCGCGAAUCAUUGCAGGUGCAUGAUGGUCAGGAAAGAGGCGGACGACCAACUGGUGUCAUCUUCGGCUGCAUGUUGUUGGACUGCGAGGAGAUUGUGCAAGAGUGGAAGCAAUGGCGGACGGUGAAUGAGCAAUACCUCAGCGAGACGCGCACAUUUGAGAUUCCACAGGCGCCGUUGAAGGCCUUCGCUGGGUCGUCAUCAUCCGCUGUCCCAGUCGCACAAUCACAAUCUUCAGGCAACCCACAAUGGCGGACCGAGCUCCUCGACAAGCAGGACUCACAACCACCCAAUGCCAUCCAAAAAGCAUACGCACACCCAGCAUGGAUCCCUCUAGCAAGAGAUUGGGGCGGCAACAACAUUGCCAUUGAUCUCGCGCCUGGUCCCGCUGGUCGCUGGGGUCAAGU